Belonocnema kinseyi is the source of this 786-nucleotide messenger RNA. RefSeq lists its product as uncharacterized. The transcript has a single exon. The record is from RefSeq and is a predicted model, not a curated record. The coding region runs from base 1 to 786 and encodes 261 amino acids. NCBI's taxonomy places the organism in Eukaryota, Metazoa, Arthropoda, Insecta, Hymenoptera, Cynipidae.
AUGUUAUAUUGUUCCAAGAGUAAAGAACUUUUUUUUGACCUUCAAAAAUUUUGGGAGGAUUCGGAAGUCGUGCAUCCUAAACCUUUCUGGACAGCUGAGGAAGAAGAGUGUGAAAAACUUUUCCAAAAGACUCACUCUAGGACUAAAGAUGAGAGAUACGUCGUGCAUCUGCCCAUCAAGAGUGACGUCACAUCGUUAGGAGAUUCCUAUUCUGCAGCUCUUCGUAUGUUGAUUCAUAUGGAGCAGCGGUUCAAACGAGAUGUUCAUUUCCAAAAAACGUAUGCCAAAUUCAUGGAAGAAUAUCAUCAACUUCAGCAUAUGAAGUCCGUCAACAUCCCUGCAGAUCGAAGAAGUAUCUCGCGGUCAUUUUUUCUUCCGCAUCAUGGAGUUUGGCGUGAAUCUAGUUCAACCACGAAACUACGAGUAGUUUUUAAUGGUUCUCGACGAUCAAGUCGAGGCAUUUCAUUGAACGAGUGUCUUUACGCAGGGCCAAAAUUACAAUUAAAUAUUUCAGAUGUCUUGCUGCAGUGGCUUCUUCACUUCAUUGUCUUUUCUGCAGAUGUCGAAAAAAUAUAUCGACAGAUUAUUGUCCACCAAGAUGAUCAGGAUCUCCAACUUAUUCUGUGGCGAGAAAGUCAAAAUGAGCCCGUCCAAGUAUUUCGACUCAGUACUCUCACAUAUGGUCUGACUUGUGCCCCAUUUCUAGCUCUUCGCAUUGUUCAGCAGCUUGGUCUUGAUGAAGGGGAUCGAUUUCCCUUGGCAGCUGAAGAAUGGCAUCUAUGUUGA